Tribolium madens (black flour beetle) is the source of this 1339-nucleotide messenger RNA. Its product is annotated as melanization protease 1-like. Bases 101 to 1276 code for a protein of 391 amino acids. The transcript has 4 exons. Lineage: Eukaryota; Metazoa; Arthropoda; Insecta; Coleoptera; Tenebrionidae. Gene Ontology annotation, molecular function: serine-type endopeptidase activity. The record is from RefSeq and is a predicted model, not a curated record. Gene Ontology annotation, biological process: proteolysis.
UACUUUAAAACUCGUUAAAAUUGUCAUCUCACCUUUCCUUAUCACGGCAUUAAUAAAAGUCUGUUCGCAUAGGCAGUUAGUGGUUUGUAUUAUUAAAAUUAUGUUUCGUGUUGUGUUUUUCCUUCACUUCAUCUUCUUUGCAAAAGCCCAAUGGGAAUAUGAAUCGAUCAACGACGAUCUAUGUAAAACACCUCAUCACCAAGAUGGAAAAUGUAUUCUAAUUUAUUCAUGCAAACCAAUAAUGGAUUUACUAGACCAAGUACCUCAACCGUUACCACUAGAAAUUUCAAAUUAUUUAAAAUCAUAUCAUUGCGGUUUUGAUGGUAAUACACCGAAAGUGUGUUGUCCGUCAAAACCUAUCUAUUUCAACAACGAAGACGAAUCAAUAUUUUCUGAUGUUUCUAAACACAGAAACACUAAUCUGUUACCCAGAAAUUGUGGACAAUUUAACUCUCUAGAUAAAAUUGUCAACGGUAACAAGACUGAUCUUUUGGAGUUUCCUUGGAUGGCUCUGCUAUCUUACCAAACGAGAUAUGGUCCUCAGUUUAAGUGUGGCGGCACAAUUAUCAACUCUAGGUAUAUUUUAACAGCAGCACAUUGUGUGACAAACCUCAACAUGCCAUUAUUGGGUGUUCGAGUUGGUGAACACGACAUAAGAACCGUUACCGAUUGUGAAAUCAAUAAACACAAUGAAAGAUUUUGCGCACCUCCUUUUCAAGAUUUGCAAAUAGAGAAAAUAAUACCACAUCCACAAUUCAACAAAAAAUUUUUGACCAAUGAUAUUGCUCUUCUUCGAGUGGCUCCGAUUAAACCUUUAGGUGAGAAAUUAAUUCUAGGACUACAAAAUGUUUUAAUUUUAUUAUUUUUAGAAAAUAGUCUUCCUGUUUGUCUUCCGUUGGCAGAAAGUAGAAAUUAUAACUUCACAAACAGAAAUGUUAUUGUGACAGGAUGGGGAAUGACUGAAAAUGGCCGAGCAAGUCCUGAUUUAAAGAAAGUUUCAUUGUCUGUAGUUCCUUUAGAGGAAUGUAAAAGACUGUACAAAACCACGGCUGAUUUGGACAAGCGUCAAUUAUGUGCCGGGGGAAAGAACAAAGAUUCAUGUGGAGGUGAUAGUGGAGGACCUCUCCAAGUCUUGGGAAGAAUACUUGGAGAGACACGGAUAGUGCAGCAAGGCGUUGUAUCAUUUGGACCAAAGAAAUGUGGAAGUAUUUUGCCGGGGGUUUACACGAGAGUGGCUGCGUUUAUGGACUGGAUACUCGAUAAUGUGGAACCGUAAAUAUAUCUACGAAACUAUAUGUUUUAUAAUGUGUUUUAAUAAAAAUAAACAAAUUUUAGUUGU